Molecule: messenger RNA, 1187 nt
Organism: Lipotes vexillifer (Yangtze River dolphin)
Lineage: Eukaryota; Metazoa; Chordata; Mammalia; Artiodactyla; Lipotidae
Gene: SCN3B
Product: sodium voltage-gated channel beta subunit 3
Exons: 7
Coding region: 472-1119 (215 amino acids)
Biological process (GO): ventricular cardiac muscle cell action potential; sodium ion transport; regulation of sodium ion transmembrane transporter activity
Cellular component (GO): voltage-gated sodium channel complex
Molecular function (GO): transmembrane transporter binding; sodium channel inhibitor activity
Source: RefSeq, a predicted model, not a curated record
ACACACGGUCGGGGCGCCUGGAGAAGGGCGGCUGGUCACGCGCCACCCAGGGUCCGGGCCCCUGCACGAUCUGCAGGCGAGCUCGGGGACGGGGCCCACCCACCCCACCUCUGGAUCGCAGGCCACACAGAAGCUUCCGCCUCCUUCCUGGCCCCCCUCCGGACCUCCCCGGGGAGGCUCGGCGGGUGUGGACUGGACUGAGGUGGAACGAGUUCUGUAGCUCAGACGGCAGCCCCGGUGGUUUCGGGUGUGAGGGCAGAGGCCCAGCUGGAGAAGGCGAUCAGGGCGGACGAAGCCGGCGCUCCCGGGUCUGGGUGGAUCCUGGUCGGAGCGUAACUCUUAGUAGGGAGUGAGAAAGUCGCCCCCUUGGAGCAGUUCGUCCCAGAGGGUUUCCUCGAAAGUACUGAGAGGGAGCAGUUGUUGACCCAGGGAAUCUCUCUGUUUAGCCCCGGAAGCCACCCGCUGAAAAAGAUGCCUGGCUUCAACAGAUUGUUUCCCCUGGCUUCCCUCCUGCUCAUUUUGUGGGCUGGCGUCUGCUACCCUGUGUGUGUGGAAGUGCCCUCGGAGACGGAAGCGGUUCGGGGCAAUCCCAUGAAGCUGCGCUGUAUCUCCUGCAUGAAGAGGGAGGACGUUGAGGCCACCACGGUGGUGGAAUGGUUCUACAGGCCUGAGGGCGGUAAAGAUUUCCUUAUCUAUGAGUAUCGGAACGGCCACCAGGAGGUGGAGAGCCCCUUCCAGGGACGCCUGCAGUGGAACGGGAGCAAAGACUUGCAGGACGUGUCCAUCACUGUGCUCAAUGUCACCCUGAACGACUCUGGCCUCUACACCUGCAACGUGUCCCGGGAGUUUGAGUUUGAGGCACAUCGCCCCUUCGUGAAGACCACCCGGCUGAUCCCCCUCCGUGUCACCGAGGAGGCUGGAGAGGACUUCACCUCUGUGGUCUCAGAAAUCAUGAUGUACAUCCUCCUGGUAUUCCUCACUCUGUGGCUGCUCAUCGAGAUGAUAUAUUGCUACAGGAAGGUCUCAAAGGCCGAAGAGGCAGCCCAAGAAAAUGCGUCUGACUACCUGGCGAUCCCAUCGGAGAACAAAGAGAACUCUGCGGUACCAGUGGAGGAAUAGAAGGGGGCAACCGGAGGUGGCCUGAACACUGAAGCGCUGGCUACCCCAUGUUCAGUGAUGUCAACAGC